This is a messenger RNA of Trypanosoma brucei brucei TREU927, 1617 nucleotides long. Its product is annotated as t-complex protein 1 subunit epsilon. Bases 1 to 1617 code for a protein of 538 amino acids. NCBI's taxonomy places the organism in Eukaryota, Euglenozoa, Kinetoplastea, Trypanosomatida, Trypanosomatidae. Gene Ontology annotation, biological process: protein folding. The record is from RefSeq and is a predicted model, not a curated record. Gene Ontology annotation, cellular component: chaperonin-containing T-complex. Gene Ontology annotation, molecular function: ATP-dependent protein folding chaperone; ATP binding; ATP hydrolysis activity. The transcript has a single exon.
AUGUCUCUGGCCUUUGAUGAGUACGGCCGCCCCUUCCUUCUAGUGAAGGAGCAGGCAAAUAAGGAGCGUGUGACUGGCGUGGAGGCUCAGAAGGCAAACAUACUCGCGGCCAUAAGUGUAUCCAACGUCUUAAAGACUAGCCUAGGUCCACGUGGAAUGGACAAGAUCCUUGUCACACAAGAUAACGAGGUUGUCGUUACCAACGAUGGGGCCACCAUCAUGGACCUCAUGGACAUUGACAACGAGAUCGGGCAGCUUAUGGUGGAACUCAGCAAGUCGCAGGAUUCUGAGAUCGGUGACGGUACCACUGGUGUUGUUUGCCUCGCUGGUGCUCUGUUGGAACAAGCGUCUGGCCUCCUUGACAAGGGGAUCCACAGCUCUCGCAUCUCUGAGGGGUUUGAGAAGGCAUGUGAAAUUGCCUGUAAGCGGUUGGAGGAGAUCGCAGACACCGUGCCCGUCAGCCGUGAGGAAUACAGUUAUUUGCUGCAAACCGCGCGCUCAACACUCAACUCGAAGGUGGUAAACCGUGACCGUGAUCGGUUGGCAAAGAUAUGUGUUGAUGCGGUUCUUUCGGUCGCAGACAUGGAACGCCGUGACGUCAAUCUCGAUCUAAUUAAGAUGGAGGGUAAAGUCGGUGGAUGCCUUGAGGAAACAUGCUUAGUGAACGGCAUCGUCAUUGACAAGGACUUCUCCCAUCCUCAAAUGCCCAAGGUGCUGAAGAAUCCAAAGAUUGCCAUCCUCACAUGCCCAUUUGAGCCCCCGAAACCCAAAACUAAACACACCGUGCACAUUUCGAGUGCCGAGCACAUGAAAGAAAUUCACGAGCAAGAGCAGGAAUACUUCCGCAACCAGGUCAAACUCUGCAAACAGGCGGGGGCAGACCUUGUCAUCUGUCAGUGGGGAUUCGACGAUGAGGCAAAUUAUCUUCUCUAUCGUAACGAUCUACCAGCUGUGCGUUGGGUGGGUGGUGUAGAGCUUGAGAUGAUCGCCAUUGCGACCGGCGGAAGGAUUAUUCCCCGCUUUGAAGAUCUUCAGAGCGCCAAGCUUGGAACCUGUGGAACGGUGCGUGAGGUCGGGUUUGGAACCACAAAAGAUCGUAUGAUCUUCAUUGAGGAAUGCCCAAGCAGCAAGGCUGUCACGAUCUUCAUUCGUGGUGGUAACAAAAUGAUGAUUGAGGAGGCCAAACGUUCUCUUCAUGACGCCGUUUGCAUGGUCCGCAAUCUCAUUCGUGACAACCGUAUCGUAUAUGGUGGUGGAUCUGCGGAGAUAGCGGCCUCAAUGGCUGUGCUUAACUACGCCGAUACGGUUUCCACAGUCGAUCAGUACGCUAUUCGGCGGUUUGCGGAUGCCCUUGAGUCGAUUCCCAUCAACUUAGCCCUAAACAGUGGAUUGGAACCCAUCAAAUGCCUCUCGCGUGCUCGCAUUGAGCAAGUGGAGGGGAAGAACCCCUAUGCCGGCGUGGACUGCAUGGAUAGUGGAACACUUGACAUGAAGAAGCAGCAGGUGUUCGAAACACUUCAGGGGAAGUGCUCACAACUCCGGCUCGCCACGCAGGUUGUGAAAAUGAUUUUGAAGGUUGAUGACGUUAUCGUAACAAAGCCCGAAGAGGAGGAAUAG